GUCACCUUGGUCAGCCUGAGACCAGUGGUGAUGGUAGGGAGAGUCACCUCGGUCAGCCUGAGACCAGUGUUGAUGGUAGGGAGAGUCACCUCGGUCAACCUGAGACCAGUGGUGAUGGUAGGGAGAGAGACCUCGGUCAGCCUGAGACCAGUGGUGAUGGUAGGGAGAGUCACCUUGGUCAGCCUGAGAACCGUCUGUCUACCUGUCUUUCUGUCUGUCCACAGGACACAUUGAUAUAGCAGACAGAAGGACUCCUCUCACCCUGUACCGAGAUCUAAAACCUCUACUAUCCCUGUGGGAAUAUGUACAACCAUCCACCUCUCCAGGACAAAGGGUUUCAGAACUAAUACAGAGACUGGAACAAUGCCAACCCCAGAGAGAGGCUGUCUGGAAUGUCUUUUACCUUGUUGUUAUUUGUUAUCAAGGGACACAAACAAACAAGAAGAUGUUAUCAGAGAUGUUUGGAUGAAAAGGAGAAACCCAGAGGACUUUCCUUCUGACGCGGCUCUUCUCUACACUAUGAUCUGAUUGACCCCCUCUCCACCAGUCCCCCCGCCCCUCCCCCACCACACACACACACACAUCUUCCCUCUCCUGUGUGGGAUCUCCACCGAAGAUGGAUCUGACGAAUGACACUACGGUCAUCACAGACAGCGACAGGGGCGUCUUAUUGGAUGACUCCUCAACCCGCGUCCUGACUGGCUGUUUCCUCUUGCUGCUCAUCCUCUCCACGUUGCUCGGCAACAUCCUUGUGUGUGCCGCCGUCACCAAGUGCCGUCACCUGCGUUCCAAAGUCACCAACUUCUUUGUGAUCUCGUUGGCCGUCUCCGACCUCCUGGUCGCUGUCCUGGUGAUGCCGUGGAAGGCCGUGACGGAGGUCGCAGGGUUCUGGCCGUUUGGCUCGUUCUGCGACACUUGGGUGGUGUUCGACAUCAUGUGCUCCACGGCGUCCAUCUUGAACCUGUGUGUGAUCAGUGUGGACCGUUACUGGGCAAUCUCCAGCCCGUUCUGCUAUGAGAGGAAGAUGACUCCUAAAGUGGCGUUUGUAAUGAUCAGCGUGGCCUGGACGCUCUCCGUCCUCAUCUCCUUCAUCCCCGUCCAGCUCAGCUGGCACAAAGCUCAGACCUUUACUUCUACCUCCAUCACUACCUCCACAACCCCACCCUACAGCCUCCAGCCUGCCCCAGACUCCUCUAACCCUGUUGGGGAUAACAACACACAUCAGGCCCCCCGGGACUGGGACAACUGUCACUUCAGUUUGAACCGGACCUACGCCAUCUCUACCUCUCUGAUCAGCUUCUAUAUCCCAGUGAUCAUCAUGGUGGCCACCUACACCCAAAUCUACCGCAUCACUCACCGUCAGAUCAGAUGCAUCGCCACCCUAGAAAGGGCCGCAGAGAGCGCCAAGAACCGACAGAACAGUAUGGGUGGAGGUGGCGGAGGAUCCAGCAUCUCCGAAUCAGAGAGCUCGUUCAAGAUGACGUUCAAACGAGAGACAAAGGUCCUGAAGACGCUGACUCUGAUCGUGGGCGUGUUCGUGUGCUGCUGGCUGCCCUUCUUCAUCCUGAACUGCAUGGUGCCGUUCUGUGAGUCGUCCCCCAGCGGUGCCGCGGCCUCCUUCACCUGUAUCAGCCCCACGAUGUUUGAUGUGUUUGUGUGGUUGGGCUGGGCCAACUCUUCCAUCAACCCCAUCAUAUACGCCUUCAACCCAGACUUCCGUAAGGCCUUCUCUAUCCUCCUGGGCUGCCACAGACUCUGUCCUGGAGAUCACGGCAUGUCUCAAUAAGAAAUGAGCUCAGAGCCUCAGAACCUCCUAUGGUAAUACAACAUCUGCUGAGACACUGGUCUCAGAAGAGGAUCUACAGGACCAGCUGUCAUGGAACAACAGAGACCCAUGGCAUGCCAUUAUCUGGUGCAUUGUAUCACCAUAAGCAAGCAGAGUAAGCAUUACAACCUUGUGUAAAAGGUUUGAUGUUGUCAUUGAGGGUGCCGCCACUUAUCAUGCAGUGUGAUCUGACUUGGCACUGCAAUAAGAGAUGAGCGACACUGUGCAGUGUCCCUGACUGUGCAGUGUCCCUGACUGUGCAGUGUCCCUGACUGUGCAGUGUCCCUGACUGUGCAGUGAACGCGGUGAGUCCAGUGUCUCUAUAGAGUAGAUACUACAGUGAGUCAGGGCCCCAGACUGGAGGGGGGAUGAAGUAAGGAGGAACAAGGGUGAAGGAUGUGAUAUUAAGACUGUGUGUGACAGAGUACAGGAGGAGAGAGAGCAGUGCUAAUGAUUCUCUGGGACUGAUAAUCCACAGACUGGGCAGGCAACACGCGCACGCACGCACGCACACACACACGCACGCACGC
Messenger RNA from Oncorhynchus tshawytscha (Chinook salmon), 2355 nucleotides. RefSeq names its product D(1) dopamine receptor-like. Gene Ontology annotation, biological process: adenylate cyclase-activating adrenergic receptor signaling pathway. Gene Ontology annotation, cellular component: membrane. The coding region runs from base 617 to 1786 and encodes 389 amino acids. Gene Ontology annotation, molecular function: G protein-coupled receptor activity. The record is from RefSeq and is a predicted model, not a curated record. The transcript has a single exon. Lineage: Eukaryota; Metazoa; Chordata; Actinopteri; Salmoniformes; Salmonidae.